AUGGCGUCAAACUGUUUUCCGCUUCUCUACAGCGGCCCCAACAAGGCGGUCAUCACCAAAUGGCGCGUCAGCGAAGAUUUCAUGAUCAACCAGGAUCCGUUCAUUCUAUUUCUCUACCGAACAUGUGACGGCUCCGGUGUGGGUCAAGGAGAUGAAAAGAAGUACAAAGUGAACCAAAAUGGCGUCACUGUCCGACGGCUUUACAAGCGCACUGGUGAUCUCAUUCAACCUGGCGAUGUGCUGCUUGAAUACGAGCCCUGUUCUCAUUCCACCCUCAUGAAGGAUUUGUGCGCAAUUUGUGGUGUCAACAUCAACAACUUUGAUUCAAGUGAGAAAAAGAAAAUUGCCGCAAACACUAGCGUCUCAAUGGUUCACUCUAUUCCAGAGCUGAGAGUGAGCAAAGAGGUGGCUGAAGAUCUCGGCAGGGCAGAUGAAGACCGUCUGCUGAAGUGCCGAAAACUCGUUCUCCUCGUUGAUCUCGACCAGACGAUUAUUCAUUCCACCAAUCAAGUGGUGCCAAACGAUGUGCCCGAAAUUCACCACUACCAACUGGAUGGAGCAAACUCUGCGUGGUAUCACACAAAGUUUCGCCCAUAUAUGAAAGAGUUUCUUGAAGAGAUUUCUAAAUAUUACGAGCUACACAUUUGCACUUUUGGCGCCAGGCGAUAUGCUCAUCAAAUAUCCAAAUUGAUUGACCCCAACGGAAAGUACUUUCCUUCAGAUCGAAUUCUUUCUAGAGACGAGUUUUUCGAUCCCCGCUCAAAGACCGGCAACAUGAAGUCAUUAUUUCCCUGCGGUGACUCGAUGGUCUGUAUCAUUGACGAUCGUGUUGACGUAUGGAAUUACGCGCCAAAUGUGGUUCACGUGAAGCCGUACUUGUGCUUUAAAACUGACGAUAUCAAUGCUCCUGAAAAACUAAAUAUUGGCUUUAAAAGCUUUAGCACUCCAGAGCAAGAAAGCGAAAAACCUAAAGAUAAAUCAGAGGAAAAUUCUUCUACCAAAGAGGAAGCGGAAACUACUGAAAAGAAUGAUAAAAAUGAUACGACUGAAAAAGCCGACAAAAAUGAAACGGCUGAAAAGACUGACAUCAAAGAAAAGGAUAAACAAUCUGUCGCAGAGGAAACGCCUUCGACUAUUGACGAUAAAGAGGAAGGUGAAUUGACUGAUAAAAAUGAUAAAGAAAUUAAAACUGAAGAUGAAAAAAAGAUUGACGACGCAGAGACAUCUACUGAAGCUUCAACUGAUGAAACCAGCAAAAAGGAAAGCAAAUCAAUCGGGUACGAGAACCUGCUCGAUGACAACGAUGAUUAUUUGCUCUACCUGAAAGACAUUCUAGUUCGCAUUCACAAUGAAUUCUACAGUCAAUACGAGGCCAAAAAGCGUUACCAGACGCAAGGCGAAGAAAUACUGUUACCAGACUUGAAGGACGUGAUUCCGCGGGUGCGAAAGUUGGUGCUACACGGAGUCAAUAUCGUCUUCAGCGGCGUCAUUCCCACGAACACCCAAGUUGAGGCGAACCGAUUCUACCGACUGUCACAGUCACUAGGCGCCAUAGUCACCAACGAUGUGAUCGUCACUGGUUCACCCAAAACGACACAUCUUGUGGCUUCAAAGUGGGGCACUUUAAAGGUGAACAAAUGCCUGCAGUUUCCCCAUAUCAAAAUUGUCACUCCUGACUGGCUGAUUGCCUGCGCUGAAAGAUGGGAAAAAGUGGAAGAGCAGCUGUUUUCACUGAACAAAGACACUGUCUACAAUUUUAAUGAGCGCGAAGAUUGCCGAAAGGUCUUUAUUCCAAACUAUGAGCCACAUUCUCGACCAAAAAUAUCUCCUCCCCAUGUCAGCCCUAAUGAGCCCUCCACCUCAUUUGCUGCCGGUGAUGAUGAACCUAUCGAUCCGGAAACGAUGCUCGACUUUUCACCACUCUCGAGCUUUAGCAAAACUGACCUUUCUGAAAUGGGCAAAGAAGUGGACGACGCAUGCAGUGAUGGCGAUGAGCUCGAUUUGAGUGAAUCUAGUGACGACAGUGAACUAGAUGAAGAGUCCAGUCCUGGCGAGCCAAAGAGAGUUCUAAAAUCAACGAAAAAGCCGGAAGCGGACGAAGAUGAUGAUAUGAUGAACUACGAGAACGAAGGUGAAUUUCCACAAGGCUGGAAAAACUUGGCCGAAAGCCGUAGGGGAGUUAAACGAUCAAAGGACGAUUCUGACGAGGACGAUGAGGAGGAGGACAAUGUGACCACCAGUUCUGAUGGUGAAGACUCCGAUGAUGAUGGUUCGUUAGAUGAAGAGGCCGCUGCUUUAGAGCGACAAUUCCAGUCCGCCGACUAA
Molecule: messenger RNA, 2325 nt
Organism: Rhagoletis zephyria (snowberry fruit fly)
Lineage: Eukaryota; Metazoa; Arthropoda; Insecta; Diptera; Tephritidae
Source: RefSeq, a predicted model, not a curated record